GUGUCCGAAAGAGGAAGAAGUCAAAGAGAAGAGGCGCUUUUGAGAGAGCACCAGAUUUUACAAUAUCUCCUGUCGCCCAGCCGGCCGCUUCUGUCCCUAGGCUGGUGUCUUCUGGGGCAGUAGCUCCGAGAUGAAGUCACCCUGGAAAAUCCUUAUGGCCACUCCUCUGUUCUUUCUCCUGACGUUUCACACCUUGGCCUCUCCAGCCUAUGACCACCAGCGCGGCACCAGACGCUCCAAUGGCCAAGUCUGUAUAGGGUGUGUGCUGGUGGUGUCUGUGAUUGAACAGCUUGCUCAAGUUCACAACUCAACGGUCCAGACCUCAAUGGAGAGACUGUGCAGCUACUUGCCUGAAAAACUGUUCUUGAAGACCACCUGCUAUUUAGUGGUAGGCAUAUUUGGACCAGACAUCAUAAAACUGCUCAGAGCGGAUGUGAAUGCUGAUGUGGUGUGUCACACCCUGGAGUUUUGUAAACAGGACCCUGGCCAACCCUUGUGUCACCUCUAUCCCCUUCCCAAGGAGACAUGGAAACUGACACUAGAGAAGGCAAGACAGAUUGUCAAGAAAUCCCCAACUCUGACAUAUUCCAGAAGUGGUUCUGAUAUUUGUUCACUCCCAUUUUUGGCCAAGAUCUGUCAGAGGAUUAAAUUGGCUAUACAAAAUUCUUUACCAUUCAAAGAUGUAGAUUCAGACAAAUACAGUGUUUUCCCAACACUGCGGGGCUCUCACUGGCGAGGGAGAGACUGUAACGACAGCAACAAGAUGGCAUACCCAGGCAGAAGGCCAGACAACUGGGAUACACAUCAGGAUUCAAACUGUAAUGGCAUUUGGGGUGUUGAUCCAAAAGAUGGAAUUCCAUAUGAGAAGAAAUUCUGUGAAGGUUCACAGCCCAGGGGAAUCAUUUUGCUGGGAGACUCAGCUGGGGCUCAUUUUCACAUCCCUCCCGAUUGGAUCACAGCUUCACAGAUGUCUUUGAAAUCCUUCUUCAAUUUACCAACAGCUCUUACCAAUGAGCUCGACUGGCCCCAACUCUCUGGCGCUACUGGAUUUCUGGACUCCACUAGCGGAGUUAAAGAAAACUCCAUUUACCUUCGUUUACGGAAAAGAAACCACUGCAAUCACAGGGACUACCAGAACAUUUCAAGAAAUGGUGCAUCUUCCCAAAGCCUGGAGAGAUUUAUAGAAAGUUUGUCUAGGAACCAGCUGUUGGACCAACCAGCCAUUGUCAUAUACGCCAUGAUUGGAAAUGAUGUCUGCAAGAGGAAGAUUGAUCCCGUCCCAGAAAUGACCACUCCUGAAAAAUUGUACUCAAAGGUCAUGCAGACUCUGCAGUAUCUAGAUUCCCACCUGCCAAAUGGCAGCCAUGUUGUUUUAUACGGCUUACCAGAUGGAACCUUUCUCUGGGAUAAUUUGCACAGCAGAUAUCAUCCUCUCGGCCAGCUGAACAAGGACGUGACCUACGCGCAUUUCUACUCCUUCCUGAACUGUCUCCAGGUCAGCCCCUGCCACGGCUGGAUGUCUUCCAAUAAGACGCUCCGGACUCUCACUUCAGAGAGAGCAGAACAACUCUCCAAUACGCUGAAAAAAAUUGCAACCAGCCAGAAAUUUACGAACUUCAAUCUUUUCUACAUGCAUUUUGACUUCCAAGAAAUCAUGGAGGAGUGGCAGAGGAGCGGAGGGCAGCCCUGGCAGCUCAUUGAACCUGUGGAUGGAUUCCACCCUAGUGAGGUGGCUUUACAGCUGUUGGCAGAUCGCUUCUGGAAGAAGGUGCAGCUCCAGUGGCCCCAGAUCCUGGGAAAGGAGAAUCCAUUCAACCCCCAGAUUGAGCAGGUGUUUGGAGACCAAGGGGGGCACUAAGUCCUCAGGGACCUGCUCCUGGGGAGCUCAGGAAGGCAGAAACUUGGGUAAACUCAUUCAAGAAACGGUUAUGGGGGCGGCUGUGUCACAAACUCACAGGCCCCUCUUCAGCAGCAUCUUUGCAAAGUGCUUUUCUCCCAUUUAAGAGCCUAGUGUCACUCUCUUCACUUCCCCUUUCCCACUUUUGGGGAUGGCUUCCCAAAUAAACCACCGGCACCCAAAUCUUUGUCUCAAUAAAGACAAAAUUA
Messenger RNA from Eubalaena glacialis (North Atlantic right whale), 2106 nucleotides. It is a transcript of the gene AOAH, whose product is annotated as acyloxyacyl hydrolase. Gene Ontology annotation, molecular function: acyloxyacyl hydrolase activity; calcium ion binding. The transcript has 22 exons. The record is from RefSeq and is a predicted model, not a curated record. Lineage: Eukaryota; Metazoa; Chordata; Mammalia; Artiodactyla; Balaenidae. Bases 131 to 1858 code for a protein of 575 amino acids. Gene Ontology annotation, biological process: lipopolysaccharide catabolic process; negative regulation of inflammatory response.